Molecule: messenger RNA, 1281 nt
Organism: Mercurialis annua (annual mercury)
Lineage: Eukaryota; Viridiplantae; Streptophyta; Magnoliopsida; Malpighiales; Euphorbiaceae
Product: putative B3 domain-containing protein Os03g0621600
Exons: 4
Coding region: 116-1042 (308 amino acids)
Molecular function (GO): DNA binding
Source: RefSeq, a predicted model, not a curated record
UGUCAUAUUCUUCUACUUAUAGUCACUCUAGCCAGCUUUAUUUUGAGAUUUGAGCUUGUCUUUUUCACAAAACCACUAUUUUUCAAGAAACCAAGUAACAAUCUUCAGCAGAAACAUGAAGAACAGUAGGAACCUACAUCAAAACCAAGAUGAAAAGAUUACUUUUUUCAAAAUUUUGAUCCGUGACUUCACCAAUGAAAUGAUGGUACCUUGUGCAUUUGUAACCAAGUACUGGAAAACCAUGCCUCGUACACUCACCUUGAAAUCUCACAACAUUGGCAAGUUUUACACAGUAGCAGUCAUCAGAAACCAUGAUGGUUCAUUUCUCAAGCAUGGUUGGCCAAAAUUUGUGGAAGAAAAUGAUUUAAAACUGGGAGAUUUCUUGGUUUUUAACCUUGUUGAUGUGUUAACUUUUGAAGUUUUGAUUUAUGGCCCAACUUGUCUGUUGAAGAAUAUUAAUUUAAGUAAUGAGAAUGAUGAAGAUGAUGGUCAUGUGGAUCAGACUAAGAACUUAAGUAACGGUUCUGUUUAUGAUGGUGAUGAUGAUGAAGAGGAGGAUCAACAGAAGAAUGGUGCCUCAAAAAUGGACUGUGCUGCUAAUUCCAUAGUCAAGAAUCGCGGUCGUCCGAAGAAAUCUCAAGUUUCUGCUACUCAAAUUGCUGAGAAGAACCCGAAUCUUUUCAAGGAGAGAACUGAAUUUGUUCUGAAAUACUAUCAGAAAUACAAUUUGACUCUACUCAAAGGCUUUGCUAAAAGCAGUGGCCUCACAAACUUGGCACGAACUGUUCUUCAGGAUCCUGCCGGAAGGUUAUGGCCAGUUGCAGUCAAGAUAUUGAGUGGUCACCAGGUUCAAUUAAGCUCUGGCUGGUCUGAUUUUUACCAAGCUAAUGGACUGGCUACAGGGGACACUGUGGUUCUCUUCUCCAAGCAAGGGUUUGGUGAACUCAUUCUCGUCGAGGUUCGUAAAGGAAGAGGCGAAGUUACGAGCACCAAACCGGGCGUUAAACUGAGUGCAUUGGCAGAGUUUGAAACUGGCAAUUAAAUCUCUGGUUCAAUUAUGAUGUUGGUAUUUUCGUUGUUUUAGUUGCUUCUCCCACAAGCUAUUGUGAUAGAAAUGAAAUUCUUGGGUGUUUUCUUAAGAUAUUAUGUGCUUUUAAUUUUUUGUUUAAACCAUCUUGGUUCUGAGUAUGAAUUAGUUUAUGAUGUUUUAGCUGGUUAAAAUGACUUAUGUAAUUGGACUUUAUUUGCUAUCAAUUUAUCUUAUUUAGAACUUUUUAAGAA